Acinonyx jubatus (cheetah) is the source of this 4141-nucleotide messenger RNA. RefSeq names its product septin 9 (gene SEPTIN9). Bases 625 to 2322 code for a protein of 565 amino acids. NCBI's taxonomy places the organism in Eukaryota, Metazoa, Chordata, Mammalia, Carnivora, Felidae. Gene Ontology annotation, cellular component: septin complex; cell division site; microtubule cytoskeleton. Gene Ontology annotation, molecular function: GTPase activity; molecular adaptor activity; GTP binding. The record is from RefSeq and is a predicted model, not a curated record. Gene Ontology annotation, biological process: cytoskeleton-dependent cytokinesis. The transcript is spliced from 11 exons.
GAGCGAGGCUUUUCGACCAAAGGAAACGGAGCAUCUAGCAUCGCGGGACGGGAAAAUGAAAGACUUUGGAAGUCGCCAGGAAUCUGACUGUGAGCUGGUUUCCAAGAGGCUAAGUUAAGCUUCUCCAAGUGGAUAUUAAAAAGGAGCAGCAGGCCUGGCAGAGGGGCUGGAGGGGGUGGAGAGAAGGCCGCCGGAAGCCGCUCGCACGCCGCACCUCUGGAGCCACCGGGCGCACAAAGCCCAGACGGCAGUCCGGUCCGGCCGGGACCCUGGGGCUGCGGGAGGCCCGCGGCCCACGUCCGGCCCCCGCCCCGCCUCUUCGCCUCUAUUUCUCUGCCUCGGUCCCUUCUCCCUCCCGAUUCAAAGAGACAAUGCUAGUUCAGCUUGGAGCACAAACAUAUGAUCAGCACAUGGAAACGUGGUAAUUUGGAUGCAUUCGUGAUUGCAACAGAUUGAAGAAAUUAGACCAGACAAAGAGUGUUUUUGGAGGAGGAGGAGGAGGAGGAGGAGGAGGAGGAGAAGGAGGAGGCAGAAGGAGGGAGGGCGUCGGGGGUGAGAAGGGGAGGAAGCCUCUGGAAAGGGGGACGCCAGGACUCCCGCCUGCUGCUAAAUAUAUCCGUAGUAAUGGAGAGAGACCGGAUCACAGCCUUGAAAAGAUCUUUUGAGGUCGAGGAGGCCGAGACACCCAACUCCACCCCGUCCCGGAGGCUCCCGACCCCCCUGCUCCGGGCCACGGUGGCCAGCUCCACCCAGAAGUUCCAGGACCUGGGUGCGAAGAAUGCCGAGCCCGCAGCCCGCCAUGUAGACUCCCUCAGCCAGCGAUCCCCCAAAGCCGCCCUGCGGAGGGUCGAGCUCUCGGGGCCCAAGGCCGAGCCCGUGUCCCGGCGCACGGAGAUCUCCAUCGACAUCUCGUCCAAGCAGGUGGAGAACGCCAGCGCCACUGGGCCGUCCCGCUUCGGGCUCAAGCGAGCCGAGGCGCUGGGCCACAAGACGCUGGAGCCCGCCCCUCGGAGGACGGAGAUCACCAUAGUCAAGCCCCAGGAGUCAGCGCACCGGAGGAUGGAGACCCCCACCUCCAAGGCCCCCGAGGUGCCCGCCGCCCCCACCUCGGACGCAGCCCCCAAGAGGGUCGAGAUCCAGGUGCCCAAGCCAGCCGAGGUGCCCGCCUCCCCCGUCCCACCCCAGACCCUGGAGAAUUCGGAACACGCCCCGGUGUCUCAGCUGCAGAGCAGGCUGGAGCCCAAGCCCCAGCCCCCGGCGGCCGAGGCCCCACCCAAGAGCCAGGAGGCCCCCGAGGCAGCUCCGGGCUGCAUUGGCGACAUGGCCGACACCCCCAGAGAUGCCGGGCUGAAGCAGGUGCCCGCGCCCCGGAACGAGAAGGCCCCCGCGGACUUCGGCUAUGUGGGCAUCGACUCCAUCCUGGAGCAGAUGCGCAGGAAGGCCAUGAAGCAAGGCUUCGAGUUCAACAUCAUGGUGGUCGGGCAGAGCGGCUUGGGAAAGUCCACCUUAAUCAACACCCUCUUCAAAUCCAAGAUCAGCCGGAAGUCCGUGCAGCCGACCGCGGAGGAACGCAUCCCCAAGACCAUCGAGAUCAAGUCCAUCACGCACGAUAUCGAGGAGAAGGGCGUCCGCAUGAAGCUCACGGUCAUCGACACGCCGGGGUUCGGGGACCACAUCAACAAUGAGAACUGCUGGCAGCCCAUCAUGAAGUUCAUCAACGACCAGUACGAGAGAUACUUGCAGGAGGAGGUCAGCAUCGACCGCAAGAAGCGCAUCCCGGACACGCGUGUCCACUGCUGCCUGUACUUCAUCCCGGCCACCGGCCACUCCCUCAGGCCCCUGGACAUCGAGUUCAUGAAGCGCCUCAGCAAAGUAGUGAACAUCGUCCCCGUCAUCGCCAAGGCCGACACGCUGACCCUGGAGGAGAGGGUCUACUUCAAACAGCGGAUCACCGCGGACCUGCUGUCCAACGGCAUCGACGUGUACCCCCAGAAGGAGUUCGACGAGGAUUCGGAGGACCGGCUGGUGAACGAGAAGUUCCGGGAGAUGAUCCCGUUCGCUGUGGUGGGCAGCGACCACGAGUACCAAGUGAACGGAAGGAGGAUCCUCGGAAGGAAAACCAAGUGGGGCACCAUCGAAGUUGAGAACACCACCCACUGUGAGUUCGCCUACCUGCGGGACCUCCUUAUCAGGACACACAUGCAGAACAUCAAGGACAUCACCAGCAGCAUCCACUUCGAAGCGUACCGGGUGAAGCGUCUACACGAGGGCAGCACGUCCAACGGCGUCGAGGAGAAGGGGCCAGAAGCCCAGGAGAUGUAGACCCCCACCCCCACCCCCCAGGACCCCGCCCCCCAGUCCCUUCCACCGCCACCCCCAGGCCCGCCCACACGCCCUGUUUUAUUUUAUAUAAUUUCCUCCCUUUGUCGUCGUUCUCCGCCCCUUUCCACGCUGCCCAGUAACAAGAUGGCGUGUGCCCUCCUGAGUGUGUUCCUUGUUAGCCGCUGACUGUGGGGCCCGGACCGGGCGGGCCUCGGAGAGGAGGCUGCCUCUCUGGCCGUCCCGUGGCCAAGAGGAGCAGGAGAGGACCCGCUGAUGAGGGCCAGCCCCCAACCCCGGGCCCGGCUCCUGGUGGCCCUCGGCCACAGCCUCCGAGCGUGGUGGCCGUGAGCGGCCGCCGGCCUGGUGACCUGGACCCCCUUCCUGCCCCCUCCUCCCUCCGAGGCCCGGGCCAUAACUCAGAGCCCCCGCCCUUGCCCCACCCGGAGGGCAGAAUAGUCAAUUCUGUGAGACGCAAGUUGCCAGUUGCUUAGACACGGGGAGGCCCGUUGGCUGCUGCCCGCCCGCCCACCUGCCCGCUCGUCCUGGAGCAGAAAGUGCCUUUAUCUCAGCCGUCCACGAGCCAGCGCUCCCCCCCCCCACCCGCCCCACCGUCCCCUCCACCGCAACUCGGGGCAGCGCAGGGAGACAGGGAGACGGGUCCUUAUCUCUCCCUCGUCCCCCCUCCCCCCCGGGAUUGAGUCACUCAAAGGAAGGAAAAGGAUGCACCCCACUCUAGCCCACCCCCACCACGUCUGAGAAGGUCCGAGCAAGUGAAUCUGGGGGAGAGAGAGGUGGCAGGUGCGGGCAGCAGGGGGCCGGGCCCGUGCCGAGAGGCCCCAGUGGUCCCCGGGGCCUCGCCCUGCACCGCCAUCUGACUGGGAGAGUGUGUGUGUUUGUCUGUCUGUCUGCCUGUUUAGACAUCUCUCUGGCCCAAGAUGCUCUGGUUCAGUUCUGCGUGGGUGGUCACCGCAGAUACACAUCCAGCCCCCCCCCGACCCAGGCCUUGCUGACACCAUGACCCCAAGAGGUGGGAGGCCAGGCUUUGUGUUGCCCUAGAUGUCCCCAGGCUCCUGCCACCGCGGAGCCCACGGUAAAGACCCCCCCCACCCCACCCCCAAAGAGGGAGAGGUCAAGAGUCAGCUGUGCACAGCCCAAGGUCGGGCUGCAGAACGGGUUUUCCCCGACGGUGGCCCGGCCGGUCUCUGCCGCCCCCGCCCCCUCACGCUCUGUCUCCACGGGGCCACCGGCAGGCACCGUCCGCGCCACGCACGGCAGACCACACGCGCUGCCUCCCGGAGAGCGCGGGGUCUGGCUCAGGUCGAUGAGACGAGACGAGACGAGACACAGGCGAGGUACACGUCUGUCUUACCCCCCCGCUGGCUUCUUGCCGCCGCCGAGAAGAGCCUCGGGAGGAAGGGGAUGUGGACAGGCCUGUGCGUGUGCGUGUGCACGUACGAUGUCCUUGCAUUGCACGUUCACCCCCCCACCCGAGACAGGAAGGACCCCUUGGCGAAACUGUUGACUUGCCGACUUGCCGCGUUUUUGCCAAAACCAAGACCCAAGACUUCGAAGGAAACCCCCGCCUUCAGCGUCGGGGCCCCGGGGGCGCGGGGCGGCCUCCGCGGUGGGCACGGCCUUGGGGUGGCUUCUCGCUUUCCUUCUCUGUAGCCAGAUUUUGAAAACUUGUGAGUUUCACUGGGCUCUGUUCCACAGUGGCCCUCUGCUAUGUGCCUCCUGAGAAAUUCGUCUUUUUGUAUAAAUAACAAAAGUGUUGGAAAUGUAUUUCCUGAAAUAAAUGUUCCAAAUGCAAACCUGGAAA